Messenger RNA from Acanthosepion pharaonis, 1218 nucleotides. Lineage: Eukaryota; Metazoa; Mollusca; Cephalopoda; Sepiida; Sepiidae. The record is from the annotation of a GenBank genome assembly.
AUGCGCCGGUGGGGUUGCCAUCCCCCCUUGAUUGCUCUCAAUUGGUUGUCCACGUUAUACCAGGCCUCGACAUUCCCCCGCCUCGACCGGCGGUACCGAACACAUCCUAAUCAAUGGAACGAGCUGAAGAAACGGCGCGACGCCUCAUAUCACUCGCACGCCCGCACCUACGUCCGGUGGUCGCUGGCCGAACUCCGGCGUAUGGCUGCGUUAGAACGCGAGGCGUCGUCCCUUAAUGUGCAUAAUAUUAACACGUACAUCGCGUCCUGCAUGUCACGUAUCAGUGACCAAGUUAGCUGCAGGCGACGUAAGAAGGACUACAAAGACCUACUGAAAUCGCUUGAGAACCCCGUCCCCUGUCCUGGCCCUGACAGCGUCCAACCCCAAGUGGUUCUCGGUGAUCCUGGCCGCAUCCUGCCACUCACGGGGCCCCCACCGGCUGGUACGGUGACCCCUGUGCCGAGGACUUGCCGCAUAUGGUCCGGCCCCGAGAUUAAAGUCUUAACAUCUGCGCCACCUGGCACAACGGACGCUGAACUGGCCCCUCUCCUUCCUGGCCGCACCAUCUCUGCCAUCCGCACCAAGAGGAAACAGCUGCCUAAGGUCCUCCCGGAUGAGGAGCCGGACACGACGGAGGCCCAGCCUACCAAUGACGUCUCGCACGAUGACUCUCGUGGCAUCGUUGAGUAUAUCAACGGCCUCCUGCCUUUGAUUUCCGACAUUAAUCUACGGAACAAGGCCGAGUUGGCCCUUAACGAGCCCGACGGGUUCUCCACGCUAUAUUACGAAGUAUUCCCCCAAAACAGGACCGGAAUCAGGCGCUCAAAACCCCCUAUUAAGGCAGGAAUUAGGCGGCGUCGCCACCAACGCUCCGCCAUAUACCAAUUCCUGCAAAAACUCCAUUCUAGAAGCCCGAAGUCGGUGGCCGAGAGGGUCCUCGAGAGCGAUCUUUCUUAUGAGGGCCUCGUUGCUGAGCGGUCCUUCUCAGACGAGGACUUUCUACGUAAAUGGAAACCGGUUUUCGAGCGUGACUGCUUUGCGGACCUGGCCGAAGAACAUCCCGGACCGCCGUUGAACGAGGUCAUGUCCCCUAUCCUCGUUUCCGAUAUUGUUUCCGCUCUCGCGUCAAUGAAAGAAUCUUCCCCCGGACCUGAUGGCCUCCGCCUUAACACCUUAUUUAGAUUAUUUAGAUCCACCAGCUCAGACCUUCACAACUAG